AUGGAGUUUUUCACCAAAACCAACGUGGUGAGGCUGCGGAGCCACCUUGACAAGUAUCUCGUGGCCGAUGCCGAUGGCAACCGCGUUCAUCAGAGCCGCAAGGCCUACGGCCGGGGAGCGUGGUGGACGGUGGAGGAGAUCACGGACGGAGGAACCAAAAAGGUGCGCCUGAGGAGCUACCACGGAAGGUACUUAACGGCCUCGGAGGCGCCGUUUCUGUUAGGGAUGACGGGGAAGAAGGUGCUCCAGACGGAGUUGGAGCCCGGCGCGGAUUUCAAGCACGAGUGGGAAGUGAUACGCGACGGGUUCCAGGUGAGGUUGAAGUGUUGGAGUGGGAGGUUCCUGCGCGCGAACGGAGGGACUCCGCCGUGGCGGAACGCUGUGACGGUUGACGAGCCGCACAGUUCGGCGACUAAGGAUUGGGUUCUGUGGGAUGUGGAGACUGUGGAGGCGGUGGAGGAAUUGGUGGAUGAGUUGUGCGAGAGCGUCGUUUCGUCUCUCGCUUCCGAUGAUGUCUCCGUCGAUUCGGAAACAGCGUCACCGAUGUCGGUUUUCGCGCUCAAUUCGUCGCCUGCGAGGCGGAACUCGAAGCUGAUGCUACAGGUGCGUUUUGAUUUUUUUGGUUUAUGGACUUUUCGUUUCGCGAUUUUUGCGUGA
Molecule: messenger RNA, 657 nt
Organism: Sphenostylis stenocarpa
Lineage: Eukaryota; Viridiplantae; Streptophyta; Magnoliopsida; Fabales; Fabaceae
Source: the annotation of a GenBank genome assembly